Coniophora puteana RWD-64-598 SS2 is the source of this 1476-nucleotide messenger RNA. Its product is annotated as mitogen-activated protein kinase. Gene Ontology annotation, molecular function: ATP binding; MAP kinase activity. The coding region runs from base 48 to 1205 and encodes 385 amino acids. Gene Ontology annotation, biological process: intracellular signal transduction; protein phosphorylation. Gene Ontology annotation, cellular component: nucleus; cytoplasm. The record is from RefSeq and is a predicted model, not a curated record. NCBI's taxonomy places the organism in Eukaryota, Fungi, Basidiomycota, Agaricomycetes, Boletales, Coniophoraceae. The transcript has 7 exons.
CCACACUUCCUUCCCCAACUUCCCCUCAUUCCUCUCCUCACGCAGACAUGCCGGACUCGACCAGCCAGACAGUAGAAAAGUCGCAAUCCAAGUCCAAGAGUCAUGGCUCUUCCCAGGCUCAGCCCGCUCCUCGCAAGGUCAGGUUCAAUGUCGGCACGCAGUACCAGGUCCUCGACGUCGUAGGCGAGGGCGCAUAUGGCAUCGUCUGUUCGGCCGUGCACCGGCCAAGUGGCCGCAAAGUCGCAAUCAAGAAGAUCAUGCCCUUCGAUCACUCCAUGUUCUGCCUCCGUACCCUCCGAGAGCUCAAACUCCUCAAAUUCCUCAGCGAAGCAGGCGUUAGCGAAAACAUCAUCUCUAUCCUUGACAUCGUCAAGCCAUCGUCACUUGAGAGCUUCAAAGAGGUCUAUCUCAUUCAGGAACUGAUGGAGACUGACAUGCACCGCGUCAUCCGGACGCAGGACCUCUCGGACGACCACGCCCAGUACUUCGUUUAUCAGACUCUCCGCGCGCUCAAAGCCCUGCACUCGGCCGAUGUCAUCCACCGCGAUCUAAAACCCUCCAACUUGCUGCUCAACGCCAACUGCGACCUCAAGGUGUGCGACUUCGGCCUUGCGCGCUCCGUCAAGACCGCCGAGCCGUCGGGCACCGAGACGGGCUUCAUGACCGAAUACGUCGCGACGCGGUGGUACCGCGCGCCCGAGAUCAUGCUCACGUUCAAGCAGUAUACCAAAGCGAUCGAUGUCUGGUCUGUCGGAUGUAUUCUCGCCGAGAUGCUCUCGGGCAAGCCACUGUUCCCCGGACGGGACUACCAUCACCAGCUGACGCUCAUUUUGGACGUGCUCGGCACGCCGACACUGGAUGAGUUCUAUGCGAUCACGACGAGGCGGUCGCGCGAUUACAUCAGGGCGCUGCCGUUCCGCAAACGGAAACCAUUCGCGCAGAUUUUCCCCAAUUCGAAUCCGCUCGCGAUUGAUUUCUUGACGAAGGCACUGACGUUCGACCCCAAGAAGCGGAUGACUGUCGAGGAGGCUCUCGCCCACCCAUACCUGGAAGCUUACCACGAUCCCGACGAUGAACCCGUCGCUCCCCCUCUCGACCCCGAAUUCUUCGAGUUCGAUCUCCACAAAGACGACAUCAGCCGCGAGCAGCUCAAAGAGCUCCUCUACGAGGAGAUCAUGACUUUCCGCCCUGCCCCGAUGACCUAAACCGCCCAUCUGAGUCGCUUAACCCACGGACUACUCCCACUUCGCGCGAGCUUCUCUUCAUAUCUUUACCUCACCUUGUUUUCGCUUGGGUCUCGUCUCUCCUGCUUCUGUCAUUCGCUUUCCUGUUUAUCGCCUGUACCUAUAACGCUUCGCCAAUCGAUCAACCUUCAUCAGCUGUUGUAGUUUUCGCAAUUCUCCUCUCGGCGUACUGACGCAGAGGCUUUAAACUGUUGUUGCCAAAAGCCGCAUUAUAGAAACAUACUACAUCAUA